This is a messenger RNA of Malania oleifera, 483 nucleotides long. RefSeq lists its product as uncharacterized. Bases 1 to 483 code for a protein of 160 amino acids. The transcript has a single exon. The record is from RefSeq and is a predicted model, not a curated record. Lineage: Eukaryota; Viridiplantae; Streptophyta; Magnoliopsida; Santalales; Ximeniaceae.
AUGGGAGGCAGUAGUAGCGAGGGAACUGGCUAUGAGGUUGGUAGUGACUCCAUGAGUGUACUGCGAGAUUUCGCACAACAACUAAUGGCUGAGGUGGUGCGAAUGAAUAGAGGGCAGGAUUGUCCCACAACUGAGAUGAGAUGCUCCAUUAAUCAGUUCACUAGACUAAAGCCAUCUAUUUUCAUAGGAAGUGUAGAUAUGAUUCGAGCUAAGAAUUGGAUCCAGGAGAUCGAGAAGAUCCUGGAUGUUCUGAACUACGCAGAGAAGCAGAAAGUAACUUUUGCAAUGUUCAAGUUGUCAGGGGAGGCAGAGAGAUGGUGGGUGUCGGUAAAGAAGAUAGAGGAGCACCAACCGAUACCAAUAGUGAUGACGUGGGCUCGUUUCAGGGAAUUAUUCUUUGAGCAGUACUUUCCGGCCAUGAUUAGAAACAUGAAGAUGGAAAAAUUCAUGAGUUUGACGCAAGAGUCAUUGACAGUGCAGUAG